Messenger RNA from Echinococcus granulosus, 465 nucleotides. RefSeq lists its product as hypothetical. Bases 1 to 465 code for a protein of 154 amino acids. The transcript is spliced from 3 exons. Lineage: Eukaryota; Metazoa; Platyhelminthes; Cestoda; Cyclophyllidea; Taeniidae. The record is from RefSeq and is a predicted model, not a curated record.
AUGGAGCCUGAUUUUAUUCAGAGGCUUGAACAUGAGAACCCCUAUUUAAUGCAAUAUGUCAGCGGAAGGCGUUGCAAAUGCGUUUUUCACUCAAAUGCAUUUCAAAAGCUUUCACUCUGUCCUGUACAAUGGGAGCGUCAUUCAAUGCAGUCUUCGAUUUACAUAAUGGAGACAAUAAAUGGGAUGGCAUCAGGUAAGUUGCAGGUGACACCGGCAAAACUGCUACCAAGGCCGGUUUUAGCAAUCGAAAAAGUAAUAUAUCGCUUUCCGUUUUUCAAUUUUAAGAAAGAUAAAUCCUAUCGAUGUGUUUUAACGCCAUUAGCGCAACAAUUUUUGUUAACAAGGCUUUUCAAAAGUACGAGCAUCGACAGCGGUCCAAACACAGCUAAAAUGAAAGCAAAUUAUACAAAGGCAGAAAACUACAAGUCAAAGGUGAGGCCAUCUAAAUUAACGUGGCCUUCUUGA